Actinia tenebrosa (Australian red waratah sea anemone) is the source of this 909-nucleotide messenger RNA. RefSeq names its product S-crystallin 4. The record is from RefSeq and is a predicted model, not a curated record. Gene Ontology annotation, biological process: glutathione metabolic process. NCBI's taxonomy places the organism in Eukaryota, Metazoa, Cnidaria, Anthozoa, Actiniaria, Actiniidae. Gene Ontology annotation, molecular function: glutathione transferase activity.
AGGAGAGUAUGGCACAGGACACUGACUCUGCAAAUAGACUGCUCAGAUUCAAGUAACGUUGGGCAAUAACUAGAAGAUGGCUAACUACAACUUGGUUUACUUCGAUCUUAGAGGACGAGGAGAGAGCAUAAGAAUGGUUCUUGCUUUUACAGGAGUAAAGUAUACUGAAGAACGAGUAACUAUGGAAGGAUGGCCAGAAAUCAAAUCAAGUGGCCGAUGUCCCUUUGGACAGUUACCCUUAUUAGAGCUUGGCAACGGGCGUGUUAUCAGCCAGUCUGUUGCAAUACUCAGGUUUCUUGCUCUGGAAAAUGGGGUAGCUCCUGACAAUGCUUACGAACGUGCAAGAGCUGAUAUGAUUGUAGAUUCUGUCAAGGAUAUGGAAGACAAGAUGGCAAUGCUUUAUUGGGAAAAGGAUGAACAGCGCAAGGCACAGCUGAAUACAUCAAUUUAUGAUGACAAUCUUCCAAAGCUGAUGGGAUUCUUAACCAAAAUACUGGAAGGAAACAAUGGUGGGAAAGGAUACCUUGUGGGAAAUAAGAUUUCCUAUGCUGAUAUCAAUGUGUUUGGUUUUUUCAAUGGAUAUCUUGGAGGAGGAAAGUUAGAAGUUCCUGAGCAAAUCAAGGCAUUUCCUCUCCUGGUUGAUUUGUACAACAGAGUCAUGAAUGAACCUAAGAUUCUAGAAUAUCUUAAGAAUAGAAAACCCAAUCCAGAUUGGUAUCCUUACUAGAUAAUCUUGUCCUCAAUGUUCUAGCAAAGGUGAGAAACCUAAGAUCUUAGAAUAUCUUAAGAAGAGAAAACUCAAUCCUGAUUGGUAUCCUUACUAGAUAAUCUUAAUUGUCUUCAAUGUUCCAGCAAAGCUUUUUAAGGGGUUUUUAAUCAUUUUAAAUAAAAUUGCAUGGUUAACCUUCC